UAAUCUCGACGCUGUUUUGGACGGUUUUUUUUUUUUUAAAUUAUUAUUAAAAUCAUCUCUGUAAUUAGCUCUGAUUUUAGUUAAAAGUAAAGACUUGUUUUUUGUCGGUGUGUUUAAUGUGGUUGUGUAUAUUCUGCUUUAAAUAUCAAGAUGAAGAUAAGCUAAACGCUUGCUAGCCGAGCUAUUCGGCUGAAGUGGCUGGCUGCCAAAUGGGGCGCCAUUCGGUCAUAAAACAUUACGGUGUUUACACCUAAAUAUUGAUUAACCUAUUAUUAAACCAAGUCUGUGAGCAAGCGACGGUUAUUCGGAACCUUUUUGGCUAAUAGGACCAGACGGAUAGUUCGCUAAAUAAAGUUUAGCUUGCUAACAUUGUCCUUUAGCUAAACCUUAGCGACAUGCUGAGGUAAUUUUAUCUGGCUAGUAACUUAAUAUAUCCAAGACCAAGACAAAGAAAAGUCUAAAGACUGGAGUGCGUCUGGCUUGGUUACUAACUUUAUUAGUAUUUUUUAUUUGUUUAUGAUUACAUUGAGCUAUGAAAGUGCACUUUAGAUAGUGUAGUUUUGGGCAUUUGGUCAAGGGCAGAGAACAAAAGGAAGGUACAUUUUAUACUCUUUAAAUUCUUAUCUACAUAUAAAUUACAAACUCAUGAGCUUUUUAAAAUAAUUUUACAUGAUGUUUAAAUAAUUGGGGAGGUGUGCUGGUGUUUUAUCUUAUGAUUUCUAUAAUGUAUAAUUGAAGACAUUAUGAUGUUAUUACUAGGGGAGGGGGAGGGGGGCUUAGUGGUUAGCAUGUUUGCCUCGCACCCUCACGGUUGGAGGUUUGAAUCCUGUCUCCGCCUUGUGUGUGUGGUUUGCAUUCUCUCCCUGUGCUUCGGGGGUUUCCUCUGGGCACUCCAGUUUCCUCCCCUAGUCCAAUGACAUGCACUGUAGGCAGAUUUCCAAAUCGUCUGCAGUGUGUGAUUGUGCCCUGUGAUGGGAGUGUCCCCUGCCUUGUACCCAGAAUUCCCUGCGAUAGGCUCCAGGCUCCCCCGUGACCCUGUGUAGGAUAAGCCGGAUGGAAAACGGAUGGAUAUCAGCUUGACUUGUCAUUCUGGCUGAACUGUUAAUGUUACUGACAGGUCGACCGUUCCCACCAUGUUUAUCAGACUGAACACAACAAGGAAAGUUCCUUGCUGUCAGAUAUGGUGUGAUUGAAAGGCUAUCAAGAGAUACGAAUGGUGUCCUAUCAUAAGCCGUCUUCCGUGCUCAUUUUUUCAGACACGUCUUGAAGACCAUCUUCAAGAACGAGAGACCUCACUAUGAUGACGUCAGACGAGAUUAAGUGCGAGGACGCGGAACCCACGACGAGUUCCAGUAGUCCGGAGCAGUCGUCCGAACAACUGGAAAACGAAAUGCACAUCUGCUCACGGUGCGGGAAGAGCUUUCCGCACCUGAGUCACCUCCAGACGCACCAGUGCGUUCACGUAAAAGGCAAGCCGUACGAGUGCUCCGAGUGUGAGAAGUGUUUCAACGAUCGCAGUAGUCUCAUAAAGCACCUUCGGAUCCAUACGGGAGAGAAGCCGUAUCAGUGCUCCGAGUGCGGGAAGUGUUUUACCCAGAAGGGUCACAUCACGAAACACCUGCAGAUUCACACUCAGGAGAAGCCGUAUCACUGCUCACUUUGCGGUAAAAACUUUAAUUACCUCUGUAAUCUCCAGCGACACCAGCGCACUCACACAGGAGAGAGGCCGUAUCAGUGUUCGCAGUGCAAGAAGAGGUUCAGCGAGAAAGACGGUCUCAUAAGACACCAGCGCAUUCACACAGGAGAGAAGCCGUACGAGUGUUUGGAGUGUGGGAAGAGUUUUACCGAGAGAGGGAGUCUCUUGAAACACCAGAGAAUUCAUACGGGGGCAAAGCCAUUCGAGUGCUCGUACUGCGAAAUGAGUUUUACGCAAAGGUGCAAUCUCCAACAGCACGAGCGCAUUCACACGGGGGAUAAACCGUUUUACUGCCUCGAGUGUGGGAAGAGUUUUAAUCGGGAGACGGCUCUCCAAGUACACCAGUGCAGUCACACGGGCGAGAAGCCGUACCACUGCCCAGAGUGUGGGAAGAAUUUUAGCGACCAGAGUAAUCUCCGCCAGCACCGUCGCAUUCACUCAGGAGAGAAGCCGUACAUCUGCUCACACUGUGGGAAGGGUUUUACUCAGCACUGUCAUCUCCAAGUCCACCAGCGCAUUCACACCGGGGAGAGGCCGUACCAGUGCUCCCAGUGUGGGAAGACUUUCAUUCAGAAGAGUCAUCUCAAGCAACACCAGCGUGUUCACACGGGCGAAAAGCCGUAUCACUGCUUGCAUUGUGGGAGGAGUUUCGCUCAACAUGGUAAUUUCCAACAACACCAGCGGAUGCACACGGGAGAGAAGCCAUAUUGCUGCUCGCAGUGUGGGAAGAGUUUUAAUUAUUACUGUAAUCUCCGGCGACAUCAGCGCAUUCACACGGGAGAGAGGCCGUAUCGGUGUUCGCAGUGUGAGAAGAGUUUUAUUGACCGAGGUAGUCUGAUAAAACACCGGCGAACUCAUACAGGAGAGAAGCCGUAUCAGUGCUCACAGUGCGGGAUGAGUUUCAAUCAAAAGAUUCAUCUCAAGCGACACCAGCGCAUUCACACAGGAGAGAAGCCGUAUCAGUGUUCCCAGUGUGAGAAGAGUUUUAUUGAGAGUGGCCAUCUCGUAAAACACCAGCGAAGUCACACAGGAGAGAAGCCGUAUUUCUGUACAGACUGUGGAAAGAAUUUCACUAGUCAGAGUAGUCUCCAGCGACACCAACGCAUUCACACUGGAGAGAAGCCAUAUCACUGCUCACAGUGCGGGAAGAGAUUUAGUGACCAGACCAAUUUUAGGCGGCACAAGGAUCGUAUAGAGAUGGUGUUACUAGUGGUGUCCUGUCUUCUCCUGUUGUCCUCAUUCCUACACAUUACAUUUAUGUCUGCAAUAACAUCAAGGGAUCCAACGAGGAUGAAGACAGAUGAGGUUAAAUGUGAGAGUCUGGAUCCUACAGAGAGUUCCGGUAAUCACCAAAUGUCAUCUGUUCACACUAAUGUCUCUCUCAAACAAGAAAGUGGUGAAAUUCACCACUGUUCACAGUGUGGGAAGAGUUUCACGCGAAAGCAUAGUUUCAAAGAGCACCAGCGGAUUCACACAGGAGAGAAGCCGUAUCAGUGCUCGCAGUGUGGGAAGAGUUUCACUCGGAAGAACUGUCUCAUAAAACACCAACGAAUUCACACAGGAGAAAAGCCCUAUGAGUGCUCAGAGUGUGGGAAGAGCUUUAACAACCAGAGUGCUCUCCUUUCCCACCAGCGCAGUCACACAGGAGAGAAGCCGUAUUACUGCUCACAGUGUGGUAAAAGCUUUAAAUACCACCAUAAUUACCGGCGUCAUCAAAGGAUUCACACCGGAGAGAGGCCGUAUCUGUGUUCCCUCUGUGAAAAGAGCUUUAGUGAGAGUCGUACCCUCAAAGAACACCAGCGAAUUCAUACAGGAGAAAAACCAUACCGGUGCUCACAGUGUGAAAGGAGCUUCGCACAACGUAAUGCUCUCCGACAACACCUGAAUAUUCACACAGGAACUAAACCUUAUUCUUGCUCGGAGUGUGGGAAGAGUUUUAGACACAGGAUUUCUCUAACGUUACACCAACACGUUCACACAGGGCAGAAGCCGUGCCACUGCUCGCAGUGCGGGAAGAGUUUUAUCCACCUGUCUAAUCUCCAGGUACAUCUCCGCAUUCACACAGGAGAGAGACCCUUUCAGUGUCCUCAGUGUGAGAGGAGUUUUAGUGAGAGCAGCUGUCUCAUACAGCACCUGAGAAUCCAUACAGGAGAGAAGCCGUAUCGCUGCUCGGACUGCGGGAGGAGUUUUAGGCAAGGGAGCACUCUGAGAAACCACCGGCGCGUUCACACAGGAGAGAAGCCGUAUCAGUGCUCGGACUGUGAGAAGAGAUUUAGCAACCAGAGUUAUCUCCGAGUACACCAGCGCGUUCACACGGGAGAGAAGCCGUAUCGGUGCUCGGAAUGUGGGAAGAGUUAUACUCGCCAACAUAAUCUGCAAAAACACCAGCGCGUUCACACAGGAGAGAAGCCGACAGUGUUGGACGAAGCGUAUUCCUGUUUCAGGUGUUCUCCUGCUGUCUUCUGUUUUUCACAUCUCCAACUUAACUCUGCAAGAACAUCAAGAGAUCCAUCUAGGAUGAAAGUAGAUGAGAUUAAGUGUGAGACCGUGGAACCCACAGAGAGCUCCACUAGUCAACCGACGUCGUCCGGUACGUUCUACACGAACACCUUGAAUGCACCGGGGCAGAGAGAAAUUCACCAGUGCUCGCAUUGUGGGAAGAGCUUCACUCGGAAGAGUCAUCUCAAAGAACACCACCGGAUUCACACAGGAGAGAAGCCGUAUCUGUGCCCACGGUGCGGGAAGAGUUUCUCUGUAAAGAGUAAUCUCGAACAACACCAGCAGAUCCACACCGGGGAGAAGCCGUACCUCUGCUCGCACUGUGGGAAGAGUUUCACUCAAAAGAGUACUCUGAAAAAACACCAACGCAUUCACACAGGAGAGAAGCCGUAUCAGUGUCCACAGUGCGGGAAGAGCUUUAUCGAGAGAGGGAACCUCAUAAAACACGAGAGGAUUCAUACAGGAGAGAAGCCGUAUCGCUGCUCACACUGCGGGACGAGUUUUACAGAAAGGAGCGCUCUCCAACAACACCUGCGCAUUCACACGGGGGAUAAACCGUAUCGCUGCUUAGACUGUGGGAAGAGUUUCAAUCGAGGGAAUACUCUCCAAGUGCACCAGCGUGUUCACACGGGAGAGAAGCCGUAUCACUGCUCGCAGUGUGGGAAGAAUUUUACUCGACAGAGUAGUCUCCAAGUACACCAGCGCAUUCACACGGGGGAGAAGCCUUACUACUGCUCGGAGUGUGGGAAGAGCUUUAGGGACCAUAAAAAUUUUCAGCGUCACCAGCGCGUCCACACGGGCGAGAAGCCGUACUUCUGCUCAGAGUGCGGGAAGAGUUUCAGCGACCAGAGGAAUUUUCAGCGACACAAGCACAUACACGCAACCGAGAACGAGGACAUUUUGCGGUUCUAAUGAGUUUUUUCGGGGUCAAAUGGUGACCUUGAACCCCUUUGUAUUGAAUAUGUUUAAUUCUGCCGCUUGUGGAGAGUUUUGUCUGUGGGAAGUUUGACGAAUAAGCGUUUGGUUUUGACAGGCAAUUUUUAAAAUAGAAAAAUCGAGCAUACUUUUGGUAAUUGUUGAAACAUUUGCAAUGUCGUACUAAUAUUUAUAUAAAAACAUACAUACGGUUAGGUCAAUUUAGUUUUUAAGUUUUCUUCAUCCACGGUCAUAAAAAUGGUCAUGUGGGGCAACUGUGGUUUUCCCUUCAAAUAAUAUAUUAUCCUUUAUAUAAUAUGUAAUCCUUAAUGUUUAAAGGUGAAAAGUAUUACAAGUACAGUAAUGUCUGUAUAAAACAUGCAUACAUAUGUAAUGAAUUUCUUUUGAGUCUGCGAAUGAUCAUAUUUACGUCUGUUUUAUGACCAUGCCCUGCCGGCGAAUACGGUUUCCUGACUUGUUUUUAAAUUUAAACACAAAACUGCUUAAAAUGUAAAAACUAUUAAAGGUUAACAUUCACUUGA
This is a messenger RNA of Ictalurus punctatus (channel catfish), 5652 nucleotides long. Its product is annotated as zinc finger protein 850. Gene Ontology annotation, molecular function: RNA polymerase II cis-regulatory region sequence-specific DNA binding; DNA-binding transcription factor activity. The transcript is spliced from 6 exons. Bases 1298 to 5107 code for a protein of 1269 amino acids. Gene Ontology annotation, biological process: regulation of transcription by RNA polymerase II. The record is from RefSeq and is a predicted model, not a curated record. Lineage: Eukaryota; Metazoa; Chordata; Actinopteri; Siluriformes; Ictaluridae.